This is a messenger RNA of Gracilinanus agilis (Agile Gracile Mouse Opossum), 2360 nucleotides long. It is a transcript of the gene BTBD19, whose product is annotated as BTB domain containing 19. Gene Ontology annotation, molecular function: protein binding. The record is from RefSeq and is a predicted model, not a curated record. Bases 245 to 1153 code for a protein of 302 amino acids. The transcript has 8 exons. Lineage: Eukaryota; Metazoa; Chordata; Mammalia; Didelphimorphia; Didelphidae.
UCAAUGCUUUCGGGCUGGGAACCCUGCGGGGGGCCGGCUGGGGCUGGCUGGGGCCUUGGCCCCCCACGCCGGCGCCGGUGGCAACAGCAGCACUUGCCUGAACUCCGGGCGCCCCCGCGGCCGCUCCCGCCCAGAGGGGUGGAGGUCUCGGACCCGUGGCCGUCUGCGAACCUCCUGUUCGGGCUCGGCCUCCGCCUCGGGUACCGGCUCGGGCCUGGCCUUGGCCUCCAAAACAACCUGGGCGAUGGGGCCCCCGGGAGGAGGAUCCCUGGCUUCGGAGCACACCCACCUGAUGCAAGGAGACCCGGCCACCUUCAGGUCCGCUCUGCGCGGACUACUCAACUGUACGCGCUUCAGUGAUGUGCGAUUCGUGGUGGGCCAAGACCGGAGAGAAGUGCUCGCCCACCGCUGCGUCCUGACCUCCCGCUGUGACUACUUCCGCCAGCUCCUGGGGACUGAGCUCCCCAAUAAGGCUUGGCAAGAGGAGCCCGUAGUCCUGGCCGACGUCCCCGCAGAGGCCUUCCUGACGGUGCUGGAAUUCCUCUAUACCAAUAGCAUCACCCUGGACCGGAGAACGGUCCUGGAAGUGCUGAUUUCAUCGCUGGAAUAUGGGCUGUCUGAGCUUCGAGAGCUGUGUGUGGAAUUUGUGGUACAGAACCUGGACGUGGAGCUGGUGUGUGAGGCCCUCCAGGUGGCGGUGACCUUUGGGUUGCGGCUCUUACGGGACCGGUGCCUGAAUUUCAUCGACUGCCACGCCCAGGACGUACUGAGGACGCCGGCCUUCCACGAGCUUUCAGCUGCCGCCCUCGUGCCCGUGCUGCGAAGUGACCGCCUGGCGGUGGACGAAGUGGAGCUUAUUGCUGCCACCCGCCACUGGGCGCGGGUCAGCUCGGCCGUGCUGGAGCAGCCCAUGGUGGAGGUGGCCCAGUCCGUGGUGGGAGAGCUGCGGCUGCCUCUGCUCAACGCCGCCGAACUCAGCACGCUGGAGGAGCAGAACCGAGUAGAGCCCUUCAUCCCGGUGGAGCAGAUCGCCGAGGCCUGGAAGUGCCACGCCCUGCGCCGGGGAGAAUCGAUCCGCGCAGCGAGCUUCCUGGGUCGCCGCCGGAAGGGGACCACGCCCCGCGAGCACCACCGCUACCUGGAAUCGUCCUAGUGACGGAGCUGGCCUGGAGCCCCCCAGGCCUCGGGAGACGCCCCAGCCUUGCUCUGAACUACAGCUGCCGGCGUCCUCUGCGCCCACGGGAGCUGCAGCUCCCGGCAUUCUCCACGCUGUUUCUCCCACCCCUCACCCCCCACCCCCCCCUUUGAACACCUCGAUUCAGAAUUCCAGCUUCCAGUCCCCUUUGCGGGGUCUGUGACCCGGCUGGAGCUGGGCGCGAAAAAGGACCUCAGCGUGCAACUGCGGCUACUCUUGCAGCCCAGCCCUCUCCCCGAUCUCUAAGCGCCCUCACUACCUGCAUUCAUUCUCAGGAUUUUCUAUCCCCAGCCUGGACAUCCUCCCAGAUUCCCAAGGCCUCACACAAACACACAGACACAGCUAAUGGGUGGUGGAGGCAGGACUGGAACCCCGGUGUUCUGUCCCCCAGCCCAGAGCUUUCCCCUUGUCUCACUUCAUUCUCCUAGUUACCUCAUCAGCGUCCAUAAGCACAAAGCCCAUGAAUGCCGCUGCCAUACCUGCCGAUUCAUACAUGCCAAGCUUCACCUCUCUCCUGAGGUCCAGCCCCAAAUUACCAGGUAGACACAUCUCCCCUUCGAGCUCAGCCCGUCCCUCCUCCAAGCCCUUCCCUCUGCUUGAUUGUCCAGGGCACCAUCCCCCCGUCACCUAGACUCAGGACCUCUGAGUAGUUGAUCCUCGACCCCCCUCUCUUCACUUACCAUAAUCAAGCCCAUUGCCAAGCCUGGCAGUUUCUAUCUCCACAACAUUAGUGGAACCUGACCUCUCUCUUUUCAAGCAAAUUUUAUUAUCAGCUCAGUAACCACCUCGAAACCAAAACUAAACGAAGGCACCAAAUCGUCAGCUCCGGGCAGUUCGUGUAUCACUGGAAGGGGACGUCUAGAACAAAAAGCUCACAGCAAAGGCCUGGGCCAGGGCUCAGGGCCUCUCUCCGGCUUCCUACUGUCUAACACCGUCAAGUUUCUUCCUGUUAUUUCUCAUCUGCUGGGCUCUCAGCUUGGCCUAAUUGCAUGCUGAGUCUUCUUGGCCCUAUGACCUUCCGUGUAUCGGUCUUGUGUUUGUCAUCUCAUCUGCCCCAAUAAUGUUCUCGGAUGACGCUCACAGCCCUCGUGAUUCAGACAUUCCCCAGUCCGGCACGUGGGUGGAUUCCAUUUUUUCACUAUUACAAAUAAAGCUGCUAGUAAUA